CUGACAUCGAAGCCCUUUUCGGAAAUGGUAUUCAAAAGAAACUGCGAGAAAGUAUUUCAUGUAAGCUUUACUAAUUAAUCCUCAAAGCUUGCUUAGACUUUCCUGAAGAUGUCCUAUAUCGAUCGGCACAAGAGCUUGCAGCUGUUAUAAAGAUCUCUGAGACCGUUGCACAAAAUUUGAAAAGGGAAGCUACAGCGCGUAUCUACCCAUGGAAGGAAAAACAUAUUCAGGUUUGCGAUCUACUUAACGUGUCAUCUACGCCUGACUGUAUCACUCUUGGCGACGCUACUUUGGAUCACGUUGUCGGUGGCGGAGUGUUCACGAAGGCAAUUACCGAAGUGGUCGGCCAAAGGUACUUCUUACAGUUGACUACAAACCAUGAAGAUAAUUAAUGACUAAUGUGUGGAGGUUCUUCAGCUCUUCUGGAAAGUCACAACUUUUAAUGCAAUUGCUACUUACUGUGCAGCUCCCUCGCUCGCUCGGAGGUCUUGAUGCUUCAGCUCUAUAUGUACACACUGAAGGAAGACUGCCAACUAAUAGACUGCAUCAACUUAUUAAUAGCUAUAGUCAAAAAUAUUCUGGAAUCAUCGACAAGGAAAAAGCCUGGAAUUCGAUAUAUACCUUGCGACUUCACACCACGAAUGCUCAACAUACUGUGCUCGGAUACCAACUUCCAGCAAUGCUACAAAACACUCCCGACAUUCGACUGGUUGUUAUCGACUCGAUUGCCUCCCUAUACCGCGGCGAACAUUUUGAGUUGGAUGAUGGAGGACGUCUGAUGAAGGCUUCUGAAGUGUGUGAUCUCGGUAUUCGCUUGAAGAAGCUUGCUGAUCAGCACAAUGUUGCAGUUGUGGUUGCUAAUCAGGUCACUGACGACUUCACGGCAGGCAGUAGCUCAGACCAGCCUCUUACUGAUUUCGACAAAAGGCUCUGGAGAUGGGCCCAUCUGCCAAUGUACGCAAGCCAGAACGAAAAGUAUGAAUUAGACUUGGAUACAUUCUCCGAAUCAUUAUCGAAGCAAGCAACGCUUGGCUUGACAUGGGCAAACACUGUCAAUUGCCGAAUCCGUAUGGCGAGAUCUUCUGCGCUGGAUCAAAUAACCAGGCGCAUACUAUGUUUAGAGUUUUCUCCUUAUACCAAUCGAAAAGGCUGCGAGGUACAGAUUGAUGACAACGGUAUGCAUGUAAAGGAAAAAGGAUAGGAUCUACUCUCUAUGUUUGAUGCACUAUAUUUUGCACGAGAACUUGUACGAUAAUAUAAAAUAAUAUGUAUUAUAUUAAUAUUGAUCGAUGAUCUAGCUUGGACAUACCUUUCAUUGGCGAUAGUUGGUUGAUGAACAUAAACCUCACAUUUCCAUCACAGUUGGCUAUCACUGUCGAGGUUUUUAUCACCCCUCGCGCUUUUGGUUUCUCGCAGCGGAGGUGCCAUUUGUGACUUGCAAAAUGGGACAUGUUCAGUU
Umbelopsis ramanniana AG is the source of this 1459-nucleotide messenger RNA. RefSeq lists its product as uncharacterized. Lineage: Eukaryota; Fungi; Mucoromycota; Umbelopsidomycetes; Umbelopsidales; Umbelopsidaceae. The coding region runs from base 392 to 1201 and encodes 269 amino acids. Gene Ontology annotation, cellular component: replication fork; Rad51C-XRCC3 complex. Gene Ontology annotation, biological process: t-circle formation; telomere maintenance via recombination; double-strand break repair via synthesis-dependent strand annealing. Gene Ontology annotation, molecular function: four-way junction DNA binding; ATP-dependent DNA damage sensor activity; ATP binding. The record is from RefSeq and is a predicted model, not a curated record. The transcript has a single exon.